Molecule: messenger RNA, 1164 nt
Organism: Acanthopagrus latus (yellowfin seabream)
Lineage: Eukaryota; Metazoa; Chordata; Actinopteri; Spariformes; Sparidae
Product: WD repeat-containing protein 87-like
Exons: 2
Coding region: 3-962 (319 amino acids)
Source: RefSeq, a predicted model, not a curated record
UCAUGGAUCACCAGACCCUGAACGUUUUUCACUUGAACAAACGAGAGAUGAACGUGAACAGCCAGGAGAGCAGCCCAGCAGGCAGCAGCCAGGAGGAGAGACUGUUAGAGGGAAACAGAGACUUACACCAAGAGGGUGACUCACACAGCUCAGGUCCAGAAGUCGGGGAGUCCUCUAACUCAGCGAGAAUGUCAUCGACAGAGCAGAUAGAGGAGCUUACAGAAACCUCGGCUGAUCCGGAGGAUCAAAACGACCAAGAAAAUGAGCUCUGUGAGGAAGGAACGCUUUCACUGACCGACUUAAACAGAUGCGGAGACAUGGACAGCCAGGAGAGCAGCCCAGCAGGCAGCAGCCAGGAGGAGAGACUGUUAGAGGGAAACAGAGACUUACACCAAGACGGUGACUCACACAGCUCAGGUCCAGAAGUCGGGGAGUCCUCUAACUCAACAAGAAUGUCAUCGACAGAGCAGAUAGAGGAGCUACAGUUAUUCUUGGUGGAUUCAGUGGAGCUAAAUGAGAGAGUACAUCAGGCCUGGGUGGAAGAGAGAGCGUCCUGUGUCCAACGCAUAGAGCUGCUGUCCCAAGAACUGCAAGAGCUUCAACUGGAGUUGGAGAGGACAAGUGCAUGUCAAGUCUCGACGCCGUGCCUCUGUUCUCUUCUUUGUAAACAAAAUAGGGUAGCUGCAAAGAAAAACCAAAAGCUCAAAGACAGAUGCAAGAAACUGAAAGGCCUCAGUCUUGAAACUCUCAAGCUGAAGCUGAUCGUUGAAGAACAGCUGCAGGAGUUAGAUGAAUGUGAGAACAAUCGCCAAAAAAUACAGGCAUGGAAGUCCGAGAAAAAGAGAAUGCUUGAAAGGAUAAAAGAGAAGGAAACACUGCGUAAGAGGCUCGCAGAGAUAGAAGAGGAGGAAGACACUUUGGUUUUAAAGUGUGAACGAGAAAAGCUUGCACGUGUUCCCUAAUCACCAUCAUCCUGGUGAAGAUUGUUCCUCUAAAGGACGUGAACUACUGGUGCUGGUGUGAGUGACAUGAAGCGGAAGUGAGACCGACGCUCUGAUUGGCUGCAGCAGGAGAUCUCCAUCCAAUCACACGCUCACAGUUUCCGGUCGCAGUGUUUAUCAGAUCUGUCCCCGCAGCGUCUCCGUCUCCUGUCCAAGUGUCCAC